Molecule: messenger RNA, 5301 nt
Organism: Lasiodiplodia theobromae
Lineage: Eukaryota; Fungi; Ascomycota; Dothideomycetes; Botryosphaeriales; Botryosphaeriaceae
Product: BTB/POZ domain containing protein
Exons: 3
Coding region: 1-5301 (1766 amino acids)
Molecular function (GO): protein binding
Source: RefSeq, a predicted model, not a curated record
AUGAGUGGCUAUCUCUGGAAAUACUACCUCGAAGAUGAUGUCGAAGCUUUUCGACACCUGCUGGAAGGCGCCGCCUUCCCUAUGCGCCCGUCCGGGCCGAGGGCCAAUACCGGCGCGCAGCCCGGCCAAGCCCAUCCGGCAGCCUUCAUAGGGAGUCCCGGGAGUCUUGGAACCUCCCCGACCUUGACUACGCGCGCGCGUCGCGACUUUGGCGGCACCCCCAGGUCCGCGACGGGACUGACACGCGCCGAUAUCAAUGCCAAGGACGCGAAUGGCAUGACCAUCCUGCACCACGCUGCCUCGUCGACCUCCGAAAACGCAUUGAGCUUCGCCACCGCCCUCCUCGAGCACCCGUACACCGACUUAUACGCGCAAGAUUUUGAGAACGGCUGGACGGCACUGCAUCGCGCUUUUUACUUUGGCAAUGUUACCAUUGCGCGCUCGAUCAUAGACCGUGAUGUGCUCGAUGCGCUUGGCCACGGAAGCAGCGGGGUGGUACAACAUGCUGGAGGAUUGGUCAAGAUUAAGGACAAAGAAGGGAAUGGCCCGCUAGACCUGUUUGCGACCACCAUCGCAGACCGCACAUUGAGGCCGGAAGAGGACUCACGCGUGGAUGCGCUGGGAGAGGAUGACGAGGACUGGGGUUAUGAUGAUAGUGGCGACGGAGAAGACAGGCCGGUGCGCCGGAAGCUUGCGCCGGUGAUGGACAUUCAUGGCGAUGAGCUCUUCACGUUCGGCAGUAACAGGAAUGUCACUCUCGGUUUCGGCGACGAGGACGAUCGGCAGUUCCCCGAGCGCAUAAUUCUUCGGAGACCGGACCAUCUUUUGAGGAGGUUUUACCGCGAGCAUCUGGAGCGCAAACACCAGGAGUGGUCCAGCAUGGACCCUUCGGCGAGUGAUUCCUCGCAGUUGGCAUCGAUCUAUAGCAUGCCCGUGUCUGACCUUCCCGCCAUUAUCAGGAAUACACCCCUUCUGAUUCAGGACGUGACGAUGUCGAAGCUCUCCACCGCUGUCUUGACUACGGACCCUGAGUCGAACCUCUACAUGUGUGGCCAUGGACCAGGAGGUCGAAUCGGUACCGGAGACGAGAGCACUCGGUUCCAGUUUGUGUGUAUUGAGGGAGGCGCUUUAGCGAAGAAGAAAGUCAUCGCUGUAGCGCUCGGUCAAAAUCACACCCUCGCUCUCUCCGAUGAAGGCGAAAUCUUCUCUUGGGGAAAUAAUGCCUACGGUCAGUUGGGCUACAGUCUGCCGAAGACACUCAAGGAUGAAGAUCCGGUUCAACUUCUGCCACGACAGAUAUUCGGGCCUCUUAAGAAAGAGGUUGUCAUCGGCGUUUCCGCAUCUAGGAUCCACUCUGUUGCUCACACAUCGUCUUCGUUGUAUACAUUCGGCAAAAACGAAGGUCAACUCGGUAUUGUUGACUCAGAUGCACGAUCCUUGGAAUUCCAAGUCACUCCUCGUAAGGUCGCCGCCUCGCUCUUCUCUUCGCCUAUCAAGUCUGUCAGUGCUAUUGAAAGGGCUACGGUCUGUCUACUUGAGAACCAUGAGGUCUGGGUCUUCGCAAACUACGGUUACGCAAAAGUUUCGUUUCCUCUGGAUGGAUUUUCGAAUUACUUCCUAAAGCAAAGCUUCCUGACAACGAAGUAUGACACCACACCAAAUAGGAUCUGUAAAGUAACUGCAGGUGGCGACAACAUUUGCGCGCUUUCGACCAACGGUGAGAUCUACACUGUCGCAGUGAGCAAGCGCUCAGAGUCAGGGCAAGACAGUACGGCGUCUACGACAAAUCCAACCAAGAUCCGUGGGGCACUAUCCCCGCCCUACAGGAUCUGGUCACUGAAAAAGGGUUACAUGGCUGCUCGCGACGUCGACGUGGACCAGGAUGGCUCCGUCAUCUUGACCACGGAGGCUGGCACUGUAUGGAGGCGGGUCAAGAGAACGAAGAUCAAGGACGCAACCGCUUCUGGUACAGGAGAGUACAAGCCGAAGGAUUACAAAUUCCUUCGCGUUCCUGGUCUCACACGUGUUACGGCGGUUAGAGCUUCCGCGUUUGGCGCCUACGCAGCUGUACGGAAAGACUGCGAUGUCACAAAGACUCAAGUGCAGGUGGAUUCGCCUACGCUUUGGGACGAUGUGCUCCCGCUGUUGCCCUUUGGAGACUGGGCUACGCCGGACGAUGAACUGGACGAGAAUUUGCAACCGACCGAGAUACAGCUCCUGGCGAGACGUGCACUCGAAUCAGAAGAUUUCGAGCAAGAGUUGAAGGAUGCAUUGUUCGGCGUUGACGAAGAUGAUGCAACAUUCGACAUGGUCAUUGGAUCCACUGUCUCCGAAGUUCGCAUUCCUGUGCACCAGUGGAUCUUUGCUGGUCGUAGCAAGGUGCUUCGCCAAGGUCUCGCCGAAUUCCAGCACACUGGUACCUUCUCUCUGCCUGAAGUGCUCUCCCUGGAGCAAGAUGAUCGUGGCCGAACUUUGGUUGUCCUUCAGGGCAUGGACGUACUCACCAUGUUCAACUUCGUCUUGUAUGGUUACACCGACAGUAUUGUGGACUUCUGGCACUACACGCGCCAGUAUCCAAAAUUGGCAUUUAGGUACCGCCAGGUCAGGACGGAGCUCAUGAAGUUGUCUUCGAGGCUUGAACUCAAGCAGCUCGAACCUGCUGUUCGCCAGAUGGUGAGACCAAAACGAUCUCUUACCAUGGAUAUGGAGCUCGCCAUCAAGGAUCCUGCAUUUUUUGAGAAUGGAGAUGUCAUACUCGAACUUGCAGACAGCGAGGUCAAGGUUCACAGUGCGCUCAUGGUCCAACGCUGUCCUUUCUUCGAAGGCAUGUUCAAGGGCAGAGCAGCAGGUCUUUGGCUUGCUGGCAGGCGUGAAGCCUCAACUGAUCCUUCCGAAGCCAUCAGGAUUGAUUUGAAGCAUAUCGAGCUGCACAUUUUCGAACUGGUCCUGCGGCACCUGUACGCGGACACGGGUGACGAGCUCUUUGAUGAUUUCGUGUCGGACAAUCUUGGGGAAUUCCUUGCCCUCAACGAGUUCCUGGAUCACGUCAUGGACGUCAUGUCGGUAGCCAAUGAGUUAAUGCUGGACAGGCUGUCGCAGGUCUGCCAGCAAGUUGUUGGUCGAUACGUCAAUGUCCGCAACAUUUGUCAACUGCUCAAUGCCGUUUCGCCGUGCUCGGUGACUGAGUUCAAGGACGCCGGGCUCGAGUAUAUCUGCCUCAGCUUGGAGGCGGUGUUGCAAAAUGGUGUACUCGACGAGCUGGAUGAGGAUCUCAUUCUCGAAUUAGAUCAAGUCGUCCGCGAGAACCAAGUUGCAUGCCUGCCAAUUGCGAAGAGUGGGCGUGCCGAAGCGCUGCUCUUCGAGAAGUAUCCUGAGCUUGCGGAGCAAAUUGAUCGCAGGAGACGGGCAAAAGUCGACGCUCUCAUGCUGCAAGGCAAAUAUGCUGAUAGCUCAGCGCGCAUGUCAUCAUCGCUCAAGGCUGGUAGUUACGAUGACCAGCCUUCACCAAUGCAGCAGAAGGCGAGACGACGCUCGACCAAGGAAAUUAAAGCGACACAGGAGAGCCCUCUGCUCGCGCCAGCUCUCAAAGGCAAGGGAUCGGUUGCGGAUUUGAUGUUCGACAUGGACGAUGAUGUCGAUUCGGAGAACGAUGAGCUUGACCUUAAUAUGUCACGCUCAUUAAAGUCUCCUACGUCGGCCCUUGGUGGACCGGUUCAAGAUGUUUCUCUUGAUGUCCCGACGUCAAGCCCAUGGCAGAUUCCGAAAGCCGCUCCCAAGAGAGAUGCUUCAGAUUCUGCAAUCGCAAGCCCGGCAUCUCAUACACCUAGAAGCCUGGGCACUCCUCUGGACACAAUGGCUACACCGAUUACCCGCCAGGCAGACAAACCCUGGGGCACAACUCCUCUACAAAUGAGCAAGCUAGACAUGAAGGAUAUCAUGGCUGAAACGUCUUCAACACGGCCAUCCAACAUCUCUCUGGCACUGUCCGCGCAAGCCAAGGAGGACCGCACCACUGGCUCCUUCGCCGCAACGAAGCUCUCACAAAAGGAGCGCAAGAAGCUGCAACAACAGGCAGCUAAAGGUGACGCAAUUAAAGCCAGCUCCAUGGACAAUGAACCCAGGCCGGCAGUGUCACCAUGGCAGAUGAAGCCUCCAGCGGCAAAGGUCGCGCUGAAAGAUGUCAUGAAUUCAUCAUCGCCUACCCAGACAACGCAGCAGCAGACGCCACCCACAACAACCCGCCCGAAUCUGACUAUGCGUCAAACUAUUGCGAACAAUGGAUCAGCCUCCAAGGCCAAGUCAUCGAACUCUAUUCCUAUCACUGCCACUCCUGCGCAAUCAUUUCCUCCCCAGACUUCACCAUCAAACACCAACAAGAACGCUACGCCGUCCUCUGGUAAAGGCUUCGCCAUCCCUCGCCCUGACGCGCCUUCGUCCUCGUUGUCGGCGCUGCCGCAGAGUAUCCGACACAUUGCGUCGAAGUCACACUCGGAGGCAAGUCUACACUUGUCCAUGGGUAUGGCAGACAUCUUGUCGAUGCAACAGGCGGAGAAAGAAUCAAUUGCUGCCGCCGCAGCGAAGCGCAGCUUACAGGAGAUCCAGCAAGAACAGGAAUUUCAAGAAUGGUGGGAUAAAGAGAGCAGGCGAGUCAUGGAAGAAGAGAAGGAAAGGGCUAAGCGGGAGAAGCGGGAGACGGCGAGGGCUAGUGGCUCUUCGAAGAAGACGGGGAAGAAGGCGAAGGGCGACCAGAAGGCGCCUGGCGGGGACGAGACCACCGCGCCUACGAAAGCCGGUGGGGCUGGUACGAAGAAGGGUGCUGGUGGUGGGCGGGGCAAGAAGGCCAACGCCGGGCCUGGCCCAGCUCCAGAUCGAGAUGCUGCUGCUGCGACCACGACGUCCACCCCUGACGCGUCGGCGGUCGUCACCACCACCACCCCAAAAGCGGCGCCUCCGGCUAAGCCGAAUAGGAAACACAGGAACAGCGGUAAACCCGGCAAACCGCAGCAACCACCCCAUCCCCAUCCUUCCGUCACGACGACCGCCACGUCUGCUGCUGCUGCCUCCUCACCCGCUGUCACGGCUACUGCCGAUGCCGCUACUGCUUCCGCCAAGACCGAGAAAACUCCACCCACCGGCCCUCGCAAACAGCAUCAUCAUCAUCGCCCACGUGGCGGUGGUGGUGGUGGCGGUGGCUCGGCCCCGGGCCCGGGCCCGGGCAGCAGACGACAGCAACAGCAACAGCCACACGCUAGCGACCACCAUCAACAGCCACGGCCUCAUCCUCCUACCAACACAGCAUGA